CGCCAUCGGCAUGCAAAUAAACGCCGACGCAGGCUGGCAGGACGAACGCCGACGCUGGCCGCGCACCGUGGCCGCUCUAGGCGGGGCCCUGACAAUCAUCGUUCUUGCUGCGCAUGCCUCGCGCAUCUACGCAGCAGCUGUGCCGGAAACUUUGCCCAUGGAGAAGAGGUACGCUCCUACUCAAUUCGUCCGCCCGUGCCAUACGUUGGCCGACUGCGGGCGGCCCGAGACCACCGAAAAAGCCUCUUCGGGAGAGGCGCCGGAUGCUGUCCGAGCCGCGUGGCACGAGGCGGCCGAGGCGUUGAAGGUGGCUCCUUCGUGGUGGAGGUCUGGCACCAGCGACUCCGCCAAGAUCCACCACGCCGACGACAAGAUCCACGCCCAACACCAUCACGUUGAGCCAAAGACCACGAGGUCAUUCGAGGCGCCUCUGGCGGCACUGAACUUCUAUGGCUAUGAUGCGCGCGCGAAGCAUGGCUGGCCGGAAGGGCCGGCGGCAGACGCGGGUUCGUACGACAUCGGCUGGUCGCUGAGCUCCUACGACGCCGCAGAGGCAGCCGCAUCGACCUAGGUAGCGAGAGACUCUAGAUGCUUGAGAGAGCCGCGCCUUUAAGAGAGUGGUAGGGCGGAGCGGGUCACUGAAAAAAAUUACAACUGAAAAAGAAAA
Messenger RNA from Emiliania huxleyi CCMP1516, 667 nucleotides. RefSeq lists its product as hypothetical. Lineage: Eukaryota; Haptophyta; Isochrysidales; Noelaerhabdaceae. The transcript is spliced from 3 exons. Bases 11 to 571 code for a protein of 186 amino acids. The record is from RefSeq and is a predicted model, not a curated record.